AUGUCUCAAAAACAGGUCCCAAAGAGGUAACUGCUUCCAUUUUUCUUCUCGAUUUGCUCUCCCUUUCCUCAACUUUUUGUGGCCGUUUUUAAUUUUCUCCAAAAAUUUUCUUUUGUUCCAUAUUUUUUGGGGCAGAUUCAAUGCAGAGCAAACCAGCAGACGAAUCAAUUUUUGUUUUUCUUUAAAAAAAAAACAUCAAUUCCGAAUUCGAAAUAGGUAUUUUUAUUUUUGUUUCAGUACAAAAACGGAAUGGAAUAGUUUCAAAAAAACUUCUCGAAAAAUUCUUUUUGAUCAUUUUUUUCAGUUUCAGGUACCUGAUAAAUUCAAAAAAAUCCUUUCAACUUGUGAUAAUCUUCCGUACUAUAUCAAGAGGAUCAGAAACAUUUUAAAAAAAUUUUUUUCAAACACUUUUUUUCGAUGAAAUUUUUCUUAAUUAGCUUUUUUAAAACCCAAUGAUAGGUCGCCCAAAAAUUUUUUUGGUAUCCUCACUGACGAUUUUGAGCAAAUUUUAAGAUGCGUCAGUCUUUUGAAAGUUCAGAAAAAGUUGUAAUCAGCUGGAAAAAAAAUCGUUAAGCUUUAGAUUGAAGUAUUAUAGAAGGACGUUGUCCGAAAAGAAGUUUUAUCAAUAGUUUAAAAUAUUAUUCGUUUGAAUGAUAUUAAAAAAGCCAGCGGUGAUUAGAAAAUCAAAAUUUAUAGGCCUAGGACCGUUUUCAGGCUUUCUGAAGCCAGUACUAACUUUAGGAAGAUCUUUGGACAAAGUAUACUUUUGAAAAGUGGCUCAGAAAAAUAAUGAGGAGAAGAAGUGACUGACAGGGGCUAUCGAAAAUUGGUUCCGAUGUGCAACUGGCCGAGGCGAGUGAAGGCCACUGCACGAGAUCGAUUUUUGUUGUGUUGAGGGGUCGUGCGAGUACACAACCAAGCCAUCGCAUGUUCCUUACCAUUCUCGCUCGAGCUCCCUCAGGGCUCACCUCAUCUGGCUUUGGCUCACAUAUUUUGUCUUCUUCAUGUCCCAUUCCCCAUUUGUGAUCCAAGAAAAUUCAUCUUUUCCCCUUGUUUCUCGACCAAACGGCUGUUUUACAUAAUUUUAUCGAAUAUAUGAGUGAAUCAUCAUCAUCAAAGCACUUUUUACUCAGUUUACAGCAGAAUUAGUUUUAUUGAAGUGCUCUAAACUUAGAUUUCACUAAGGCUCAUAAGGAAACUCAUAAGUUUUCCGCUAUAAGUAGUUUUUUUCGUUGGUUUCUUGGCAUCGCCCGAUUUAUUAGCUUUCAAACACGCCAAAAAGCGAUUCAUUCAAAUUUUCGAGCAACAAGGCGCCUAAAGACAGAUUUUGAAAAACGUAAAUCAGGCGACUAAAAAAAUAUUCAUUGGCUUACAAGCGUCAAUUUUGCCGUGUUUUCAUCAAUUUUCACGUUCAGACUUUUUAAACAGAUAUUUAAAAUGCUCUUUUUUUCAUUCAAUGUGAAUUGAAACUUUAAGCUCAAAAAAAUUGUUUUCAAAAAAAUCCAAGCAUAAAGGUCGCGAAAAAAACUAUGAAUAAACUGAAAAUAAAUUUUUCCUGGUAAACAGAGAAUUCACCUGUUUUUUUCCUGACAAAGUUCUGAAAAACGGAACUUUUUUUAUGACAUAAAAACUCAGAAAUUUCUUUGAGAAAAAAAUCUAUAAUUUUUCUCUGGAAACAGGAGAAAGAACUUCUGUUAGAGCCAUUAUUCGAAAAAUUUGCUUCAAACUCAGGCUUCGCCUCUUUUUUUGGGCUUUUCUGCUUUCUGAAACCUUUUAAAAAUUGUUUACGGUGGUUCCCUUCCGAAAACAUGGAUUAUAAAAUUCCUCUCUACAAGGCAAACAAGUUUUUUUUUUGUUUAAUCUAGUGCAAGGCUUUUCGAACUUCAUUUGCACUUCAACUUUCAAAUUCCACAUGACGAUUUUUUUUAUUCAGUUCAGUUCCCAGUUUCGAACCUUCUUUGAAGUCAUUUCCUUGAUAAAUAAAAUAAUUGUGUCGGGAUGUGCUGGCUGUCGUUCUUGCUCAAUUAAAAAUGUCCGAACGGCGUAAACAACCGGAAGAAAAAAAGAUAUCUCAUUUCAGGAUGAGCAACGUUGGUGAACAAGUCUCGAAAACAGUUGAAUCGGCGAAAGAAACGGUCGCCAAGGCUGGAGAAGCCGUGUCGGACUUUUUCCAAGGAAACCCCUUCUCUACUCCCGUCGGCAGGAAAAUUGGUUCGUGAUCUUUUUGUUUCAAAUUAACACUUUUCAUGAGAUAUCCCAUGAUUUUUCAAGCAGCUUGAGAUUUUAUAGUUCACUUGUGAAAAAUCUUCAGUCAUAAGCUUCAGAGAUGAUUUAAGAACCGAGUUCCAGUCGUUCUUGUGGAUUUGUUCAAAAUUUUCUAUCAGAGCUUAUGCAGAAACAAUGGCCAAAUAAAAAUUGGUCCUCAGGCAGAAAAAAACUUUUUUUUAGUUGUCUAUCCUUAAACUGUAAAAAUUUCAAAUAGCGUUGAGAGACUUCUUCAAUUCGAUUUUUCAAGGAUUUUUCUUCCUUUUUUUCAGCAGUUAAGAACCAAAUCUCAUUAUUAAAUUCACUUUCUGUUCCUUUUAAAUAACCCCAAUAAGCUUCUGCGAAUCGAUAGUUCCUUCAAGAAUAUUUCAAGAACCUUGCAAAUAGAACAAAAAAAUCAUUCCGCCUCAAAAGGAAUUACUCUGCUCCGAUGUUCCCUGCAAACGGAGAAAUUUCUCGGCUGAGCAUGGGACUGCAAUUAAUAAAUAAUGAGUAAUCGGAUUCACAUGUGACCUAUUAGGGUUCGGAACGAGUUUUCUGCAGAACUGAUCGAAGAGCAGUCGUAUUUUCUUGAAAAAAUAGGAAGAAUUCAGAAAAAAUUCAGAAAUUUUCCCUUCAAAUUCGUAAUUUUGAGGCAAAUUCUACAUUAAACUCACAUUUUUCUUUUUUGGUUAUUUUUUUAUGAACAGCAGGAGACAUUUUUGUAGUCUGGCCUUUUGUUCCUUCUACAAGAACUCUGGAAAAUUGUGUUUCUUCUUUUUCAACCUGACCUUUUUUGGUUAAAAGCCACGAUUUUUGAGGGCAUUUUUCAAAAUAAACUGAUCAAAAAAGUGCAAAAAAGGGCAGUGAAUGUUUCUUGAAUUCAUCUGAAACUUGAGGAAAAUAAAGAAUUUUUUUGUAAAAAACUGUCUUUUUUUCAUUAUUCAAAUUGAACCUUUGAUUCCUAUAUAUUUAUUGAUUUUUUCCACACCAAAAGUCCGGUUAACAAGGUCGAAAUCUUGAAUUAUCGAGUAUGCAGUGCAAUUUCAACGCUGCAAAGCCACGUAGGCAUUACGAGGGACCGGUUAUCUGGACACCAAAAAACGGAGAAAAAAGAGAUUGUAUGGGGUCGACCGAGAAACUUCUUUCUUUGAUGACUUACCUUCGCUUCCGUAUCUUUGAGAUAGCCAUCUCGAAGGUCGCCCUUGAUCUAAUCAAUGAAAUAGAGAGUUGUCGCAAUAACCUCAAUUGCGCAGUUUUUUGGAGACAAAGUGUGGCCAUUUUAAAUUGAGAAGGAUUUCAAGAUCUCAUGAAAAAAAAUCUAAAUUUUUAAGAUGCCUAUGUUAAAAAAAUAUCCAUUCCAUACACAAGUUAAGAAAAACAAUGAAUUUAAAAUAUUUGAUACAUUUUUCAUGGUGAUAGCUUCCCAUAGUAGCUGGACUUUAUUCUGUCAAGAGACAGCAAUAAAAUGACUAUGAUUUACCCUCACCAAAAAGUUUUCAUGACAAUUUUUACUUGCAGAACUCGCCACGGACGCGAAUGUACUGGCGACCGAAAAUUGGGGUCUCAAUAUGGAGAUUUGCGAUUUUAUCAACGGUCAUGAAGACGGGUGAGUACUGAAGAAAAAAAUGGAGUUAAAAGACGCUUUUGGAAGGCAAUUUUAAAUUGUAGUAAUAUUUGGCUUUGCUAAGAUUUGGUCCCUAAAGGUCUCAAAAACCAAAAAAAAAGUGGUUUUAAAUUUUCUAGAGUUCAUCCUUUUUAACAAAAACAAGAUUUUCUCUAUUUUCAUUGAUUAUUGAUUAGUUUCUCACCUUUUUCAGAGCCCGAGACGCCGUUCGAGCAAUCAAAAAGCGUCUCCAAUCGAACAUGUCGCGGAACAACGCCGUCGUCAUGUACACCUUGACCGUCUUGGAAACAUGUGUCAAAAACUGUGAUCGUCGUUUCCACUUUCUUGUCUGCUCCAAGGAUUUCGCCCAGGAGAUGGUCAAGCUUAUCGGAUCGAAGUUUGACGCUCCGCAAAUUAUCCAGGAACGAGUUCUGGGUCUCAUCCAGGUGAGAAGUUGUUUUAAGGGCAGAAAAAAAUGCCCGAUUGAAAAAAACUCAUAUAAUGUAUAUUAUUUUCAUGAAGUUCACACUCAAGAUUGACUUCAAAAAAAUCCUUUUUCAAAGCCAAGGUUUUUGUUAAAUUGUACAGAGGAAAAAUGUUGAAUGCUUUUUUUUCAACACAACAUCACAAUUUUUUGUAGCGUGGUUGUUAUCUCCAAGAAUCUUGAAAGAAUUGUAGUAUUUUUUGCAUUCAUGUUAAAAGUCAGCUCCUUCCAGUUAUGGUGAACGUACUAAAAUCGCAUUUUCUGGGAAUCAAAUUUUUUCGUUGCCUGGCAACCGCGGUGAUUGGUGUACUUAAAAGACCUUCUUUUUUAUGUCAACUUGAAGACCUUUGAGGUUUUGUUUCCAUAGUGAUUUAUCUGAUUGUUUCUAGAAAGGUUUCGUGAUAAAAAUUAAUAGGCUGAUGAAAAAAAAAUUGAAAGAAAAAAAUAAAAAGAGAAAAAUCGCCGAUUUUAUCACCAGUGCGGUUUCAUAAUCUAUCUUUUUGAAAAGUGAAUAGUUUCAGAAUAAAACCAAAUUAGUAUUUUUUUAAAGGGUUAUCAGCUUGUUGGACAGGUUUUCUGAAUUUUGGAUUUUUUCUAUUUUAGUCUUCUCAAGGCUGACUUGGAAAGAAAACUACUUGGGACUUGGAGUUUGGGAGAAAAUACAAAAAAAGGCUAUUGACUUCAUAGUUUUGGUUUUUUUGCAUGUGGAGUCGCUCAUAAAUUACUCCCGAAACUAUUUUAUAACCAACAAAAUUAAUAUUCGACUUUUAACUCAAAAAAGAUCUAUUAAUUCAAAAGUUCGAACAAUAUUCUAUAAUAAAUGCCAAGAAACCAGAAGCCAAAACUCGGAAAACAAGUCCUCGCAGCUGGAAAAUUGCCUAAGCUCAGCGCUGACCUCGUUCCUACGAAUGUAUGUGCGCCGUUUCUUUUUUGCAAUUGGAACACUCGGACAAGGAAAAGUUGUGUGACGCGAAACCGCAAAAACAUCGUUGAGAAAAGGAAAAGAGGGUCGAGACGUGUCUUUUCUUCAUGUGGAUGGUGCGCGGCAGGAAAUUUGUCCGACUUAGGGUCGAUUUAUGACAUUUCCUAGUUGAAACAUGGAAUCGAGAGACGUCUCCUCAUAAAUUAUUGAUUUUAUAGGGCUGUUAUAAAUCAUUUUGCGAUAAAGACGACAGAUAGAAAAUGAUAUAAUUUUUUUAAAAAAAGAACUAAUUUAAAAAGGAAGUUUUUACAUUUUCAAAGUGAAUUUUCAGCAAAAUACUAAAAAUUUCUAACAGACUGUUUUUGAACAACUGAAUUUUGAGAUAAAAAUAAACCUAAUUAUCCUGUUUCAGGCCUGGGCCGACGCCUUCCGAAGCGAUCCGGAUCUCCAAGGAGUUGUUCAAGUUUACGAAGACCUGAAAGGAAAAGGCGUUCUCUUCCCGGCUUCUGAUUUGGAUUCCUUGGCGCCGAUCAAAACCCCCAAACGAGUAAGUUUUGAAGAAUUCAUUGUCUUGGUUCGGGCGCUUUUUUGUGGAUUUUGCAAUGAAGGUGCCCUGAAAAACCUCUGAAACCACUUUUGAAAAAAAGGGUAGUGAUUUCUGCUGUAAUGCUCGCAAAUUCAUUGAACAAAACUCAAAAAUCGCUUGGCAUUUAUCCCAAACUUGAAAAAAAGCUUCUACGUGAUUGUGGUUGUGAAAUUGAUCGUUGUGUUGUAGACUGUGUUCACAACUCCGGCUCCAGUUGCUCCAGCUCCAAGUGCCUACCAACAAGUGGUCAGAAUUGCUUUUUUCACAAAACUUCGAAAAUGAUCCAGAUAGCUCUGAAAGGAAUCAAAACUUCUUUUCAGAACUAUGACGUCCUUCCGAUCCGAGAGCAAGGUCAGGAGCCAAUCAAUGCGACGCCUGAGCAGCUCACGAAACUCCGAGCUGAUCUGGAUAUUGUCAAUGGAAAUCUUAAGGUUAGUAGUUGUAUUGACAGCGAUUUCAGCUUAUUAAAACUUGAAAUCUUCGAAAGUGUGGAGCCGAGAAAUCUUUAAGAAGCAAAUUUACGGCAAAAAUUGGCUCUGACGGAGUUUUGGUUACUUUGUUAAGCCUCUGUUUUUACAUCUUUUUUGAUACGAGUUAUUUCCGCGGUUUUCUUAUAUUUUAGUAAGGAGCUGGGGGAAAAUUUUGUUUUGACUUGAGAAGUUUUUCAAAAGUUUCUCGGAGAUGUCAACAAUGCGGCCAUUAGUAUCUCCUCUAUAGAAUCCGCCAUUUUGCGUCUUAGUGAUCUCUAUAGUAGUUAUCUUAGUUACUACUUAUUCGGCUACUAGAGAGGCAGCUACAAUGUCGAAACCCUGAAGUGAUUAUUGGAAAUUUUCUCAAAACAGUGAAAAACUAACUAAUAAAACAUACAGUUUUUCCGCGAAGCACUCAUUCGACGUCUAAUAUGGCACUAAAACGUUAAACCCCUUAAGUUGCCACUAAAGCCACUAUUCUGCUUCUCAGUGGCCACUAUAAUAGCUUCCAUAGUGACUAAUAAUUCGACUACUACAGGACUAAAAUGUCAUAACCCUAAAGUGGCCACUAAAAAUGUACUUACGACGUAAAAAAAUUAACGAGAAAAAAUUCAGGUAUUCCGCGAAGCUCUGGCCGACAUCGUUCCUCGCAAAGAAACUGGGGACGAGCUGCAGCUCCUGGCUGAUCUCUACGCAUCUUGCAAGAAGAUGCAACAGCGAGUUUUGGAUCUGAUCCGUUAUUUGAGCAACGAAGAAGUCACUUGUAAGCAAUGUUUAUUACAAAUUUAAUCAGAAUCGAUAGUUUUACAGACGAGUUGCUCAUGCUCAACGAUUCUUUCAACAACACUUUUGAAAAAUACGAGCGAUACAUGGCGAAUCGUCAGAAGGAAGAAGGAGCUGCACCUCCUGUCGGUCAUGCCAGUGUUGGGGACCUCAUCGACAUUGGUCAGGAACAUCGGUCUCUUGGCGAACAGCUUUCUGCGCUCAGUGAGGGAUUUUUUUCUAUAUUCCAGCUUGAGAAUUUUUAACUUAGGAAAAGUGAUCUCAAAAAAAUGUUAUUUUAUAACUUCGAUAUUACUAAAGUAAGCGCGAGAGGUUUAAAUGAAUCAAAAGUAUUAGAACAAAUUCGAUUUCAAAAGAAUAAAACUUUGAUUGAAAACAUCUAAGAAGUGCGUCAAUACUUCUGAUUCACUUUUUAAAAUUUCAAAAAAAUGAGAGAUGAAAAAAAUUCAAUUUUUCCAUGCACAUUAAUAUUGCAGUUCCCAACCUUUUUUUCAUUUCUUCUAGUUAAUAAUUUCUUUUUUUCCAGAAGUUUCCUCCGCAAACGGAUCCAUCGGAGGAGCGACUUCCUCUUCUUCCAAAGACACCUACAAAGCCAAUAGUGAGCCUCAGGCUGGAGUCGGUCUUGCUCAAGCCGUUCAUGCCAAGGUACAGCUCGCAGGCUUCAUUUUUUUAAAUCAAAAUUUCAGAUCCCGACUGACAAUGAAGCAGCCGAGAUGGCUCAGUGGCUUGAAGUCCAGGAGAAGCCUAGUAAGAACUCAGAAAAUUCACAAAAUUGAACUUUUUUUUCUCAGAGCCCAAGACCAAGGAAGAGGAAGAGAACGAGAAGCUGUGA
Caenorhabditis auriculariae is the source of this 7927-nucleotide messenger RNA. Lineage: Eukaryota; Metazoa; Nematoda; Chromadorea; Rhabditida; Rhabditidae. The record is from the annotation of a GenBank genome assembly.